Momordica charantia (bitter melon) is the source of this 2431-nucleotide messenger RNA. It is a transcript of the gene NSN1, whose product is annotated as GTP-binding family protein. Gene Ontology annotation, molecular function: GTP binding. Gene Ontology annotation, cellular component: nucleolus. Lineage: Eukaryota; Viridiplantae; Streptophyta; Magnoliopsida; Cucurbitales; Cucurbitaceae. The record is from RefSeq and is a predicted model, not a curated record.
GUUAUUUUUCAAUAAAACUUGCCUUCUUAAAAAACCCUACCAAAGCCCACCAGCCCUCUUCUCUAUCUUUCAGCCGUUCCCCUUUAUCUCUCUCACUCUCACAAACCCGCGACUCUCCUCCGGCGGCGAACGACCCACAACGACGAUCGGCGGCGCCUCUGACCUCCAUCUUCGGCGACGGACGGCCACGCCGACGCGUUUUCCGAGCGGCGGCAACAGACCCACGACUGCCCUUCCGCCGCAGCAACUCUCGAGCAGCGGUGCAUCUUCCCUGCGACGCGUUCUGACCCACGCGAAUAUCGCUCCUGCGGACAUAGAUCCACAUCCUUUACACUAAGUGGAGGUCAUUUGCAUAAAGCCGUCGCCCCUUGAAACCCAAAGAUGGUGAAGAGGAGCAAAAAGAGUAAAAGCAAGCGGGUUACUUUGAAGAAGAAGUACAAGAUCAUUAGGAAGGUGAAGGAGCAUCACAAGAAGAAGGCAAAGGAAGCUAAAAAGCUAAGCUUCAAGGGCAAGAGCAAGGUUGAGAAGGACCCAGGUAUUCCUAAUGAUUGGCCCUUCAAGGAACAGGAGCUCAAGGCUCUUGAAGCUCGUCGGGCCCGUGCUCUUGAUGAGAUGGAACAAAAGAAAGCAGCUCGGAAGGAGAGGGCUCAGAAAAGAAAGUUGGGGUUGCUAGGUGAUGAUAAUAUUACUUCUGCAGAACAAAGUUUAGGAAAGAUGAAGGAUGGAAAUGACUCUGCUGCACCUGCACGGAAUCGUGAUAACUCAGAUAGGGCUUUCUACAAGGAGUUGGUCAAAGUUAUUGAGGCAUCAGAUGUUAUUUUAGAAGUCUUGGAUGCACGAGAUCCCCUUGGCACGCGUUGUAUUGAUAUGGAGAAGAUGGUAAUGAAAGCGGGUCCUGAUAAGCAUCUUGUACUACUUCUGAAUAAAAUUGAUCUUGUUCCUCGAGAGGCUGUUGAGAAGUGGCUCAAUUAUCUUAGAGAAGAAUUGCCUGCUGUUGCCUUCAAGUGUAGCACGCAAGAGCAGAGGUCCAACUUAGGUUGGAAAUCUUCUUCAAAGAUAUCCAAAACAAAAACAAGCAAUUUAUUGCAGAGAAGUGACUGCCUUGGAGCUGACACUCUUAUUAAACUGUUGAAGAAUUAUUCAAGAAGUUAUGAGAUCAAAAAAUCAAUUACUGUUGGUGUUAUUGGCUUGCCUAAUGUUGGCAAGAGCAGUCUUAUUAAUAGUUUGAAAAGAUCCCAUGUUGUCAAUGUUGGUGCAACGCCGGGAUUAACAAGAUCAAUGCAAGAGGUUCAUCUAGACAAAAAUGUCAAAUUGUUGGAUUGUCCUGGUGUUGUAAUGCUAAGAACUAAAGAGAAUGAGCCAUCUAUAGCUCUUCGGAAUUGCAAAAGAAUAGAGAAGUUGGAAGAUCCCGUUGCUCCCGUUAAGGAGAUCUUGAAGCUUUGCCCUCCCACAACGUUGGUAACUUUGUAUAAAAUGCCAAGCUUCGACACGGUCGAUGAUUUUCUGCAGAAGGUAGCUAUUGUCCGGGGCAAACUUAAGAAGGGUGGUAUUGUGGAUGUUGAAGCUGCGGCUAGAAUUGUUCUGCACGAUUGGAACGAAGGUAAAAUUCCAUAUUACACAAUGCCUCCUGUUAGGAGUCAGGUAGAACCUUCAGAGGCGAGGAUUGUCUCAGAGCUCGGGAAAGAGUUCAACAUCAAAGAAGUUUAUAGCGGUGAAUCUUCAUUCAUUGGUAGCCUCAAAUCUGUCGAUGAUUUCAAUCCUGUUGAAGUUCCUCCAAGUUGUCCACUCAAUUUUGAUGAUAGUAUGCAAGAGCAAGAGAAAGACAAUGCUGAACCAUCUAAGCAAAACGACGAAGUCCUGGAGAACGUGUCGGAUAAUAGCGAGGACGAGUCGAUGGGGCAGGAAGAAGACGAGGAGAACGACGAAGGCAAACCCAAGGGACAGGAUGCAACGAGCAGGCAAAACGAGAAGCUGUAUGCAGCAGAAGGUAUUCUGAAUACAAAAAUGAGGAGAGCAGAGAAGAAGAGAAGGAAAAAAGCUAACAAUAACAGUAAAUCAUCGGAUGCCAUGGAAGAUGAUGACUAUGAUUUUAAAGUAGAUUUCAAAAAGAAGUGAAUCCAUCUCCCAACAGAGAACAAUAAAUCAUAAUCAGAGAUUCAGAUUGGCUACGGCUGCCAUGGAAAUCAAAGCAUAUGCUCGUGGCUGUAAAUUCCAAGUUUUGUGAUAUGCUAUUUAAAUGCAGUUCUUAGAAUUUAUGGCCUCUUAAUGUGAGGAAAUUUUGACUAGUGAUAUGUUUUUUUUUAAAAUUUUUUUUAUCUGUACGAUUGAAGAAGCAUAUUUGAAACAGUUUUGUAUGGAAUUAUAGAAUCUUAGUUUUGGAUUUGGAUGCUUCUUUUUGAGGUAUCUAUAAACGAAUAUUAUAUUAUUUGAA